AGAUGCAUUCCAGGGACCCGUCAGACAAUUCUUCAGAUUAUAGCCGACUGGAUCAACGAUCCGCUUGACGCUCGUCGCGUGUUUCUGCUCUAUGGGCCGGCGGGGUCGGGUAAGUCGGCGAUCGCUCAUACCAUAGCAGCCAUGUUCUACGAUAUGCUUCGCUUGGGAUCCUCGUAUUGCUUUGACAGGUCCAACAGCGAGCUUACUCGCGCUAUCCCCGUUUUCGCCACCAUCGCCCGCGACCUAUCCGAGCGUGAGCCUCAGAUUCGAAUUCAACUUUCGCGGGUCAUCGCCCGGGACUCCGCCCUUGCCACAUCGAACGAUCUUCGCGAGCAGUUUCGGCGCUUCAUCGUAGAGCCUGCGUCACAGCUCGCGAUCUCUGGGCCGAUUGUCAUCGUCAUCGACGCUCUUGACGAAUGUGACUCUUACGCACGCAGCAGUCUGUUAUCAAUUUUACAGAGUCAGGAAGCGGAGGAUGCGCUCCCGCGUAACGUUCGCAUCCUCAUCACCUGUAGGCCAGAGCCCGACAUCAUGGAC
This is a messenger RNA of Punctularia strigosozonata HHB-11173 SS5, 537 nucleotides long. RefSeq lists its product as uncharacterized. NCBI's taxonomy places the organism in Eukaryota, Fungi, Basidiomycota, Agaricomycetes, Corticiales, Punctulariaceae. The transcript has a single exon. The annotation marks the transcript as partial. The record is from RefSeq and is a predicted model, not a curated record.